Molecule: messenger RNA, 1110 nt
Organism: Capsaspora owczarzaki ATCC 30864
Lineage: Eukaryota; Filasterea; Ministeriida; Capsasporidae
Exons: 1
Coding region: 44-991 (315 amino acids)
Biological process (GO): translation
Cellular component (GO): mitochondrion; ribosome
Molecular function (GO): structural constituent of ribosome; 5S rRNA binding
Source: RefSeq, a predicted model, not a curated record
UCUCGUUCCAGUUCAGACAUCCGUUUUCAGUCGUUUUUUCCCAAUGGUCUUCAUACACGCGCUCACUCGUGCGUGCACCACUGCGCUGGCUGCUGCUGCUCGCGCCCACGCCACAGCGCCCACCUCUGCGAUCUCCAAUCCACACACUGCAUCCGGAUUGCGACUGGCUUCGACGGCUGCUGCAGCCAAGCCAAGCAAGCCGAGCACGCCAGCCGCCAAAGCUGAAGCCGCUUCUGCCACUGCUGCCACUGCUGCCAAGCCAAGCAAGCCAGCUGCUGCUACUGCUGCUGAUCCAACCAAGCAGACCAAGCAGACCAAGCAGACCAAGCAGACCAAGCAGACCAAGCCAGACGCCAAGCAGACCAAGCCAGACGCCAAGCCAGCCAAGGAGGGUGCACACGCUCCUGCUGGCGCUGCUGCUGCAUCACCGCCUGCCUUCUUCCCGUACACCAAUCUCAACCCUCGCAAUGAAGAGCUCCUCGGUAGCGCCAUCCGCGAGAAGGGCUUCUACCACCGCGUCUUUAUGGUCAAGCAGAGCCGCGCUUUCACGGCCUCGCUGCAGCACGCCAACAACCACCUCCUCAUCUCGGCGUCGACACGCGAGCCCAUUCUGCGGACGGCAUUGUACUCGACAGGCAACACGUCUGCCGCGUACAACACGGGCCGUCUGCUCGCCAAGCGCAUGCUCGAGGCUGGCGUCGUACACGCCGAGCUCGAUCUGCAAGGCCACAAGCUCCACGGCAGGCUGCUCGCGUGCGUUUUGGGCCUCCGACAUUCAGGAAUCAACUUGAACGAGCUUGCUGGCUCUACUUCCGCCAAGCCAGCCGCAGAGUCGUCGCCAGCAGCAAGCAAGACUAAGGGCGCUGCUGCUGCUACCACAAAGGCCAAAAAGCCGUCUGCUGCAACCAAGGCACCCGCGUCUGCUGCUGCCAAGUCGGCUGCUCCCAAAAAGGCCCCCACGACGACAAAGAGUCCUGCCGCACAACCAUAAUUCCAUGUCGUUGAUUCAAGUGUUAUCCUAAUGGAAGUGAAAGUGGUGGUUUUUGACUGUCGCGUGUUUGUGUAUUCCAACAACAAAUCAAAGCAGAGAAUGAAACAACUCGAAUCGUG